Molecule: messenger RNA, 2482 nt
Organism: Cyprinus carpio (common carp)
Lineage: Eukaryota; Metazoa; Chordata; Actinopteri; Cypriniformes; Cyprinidae
Gene: abhd18
Product: protein ABHD18-like
Exons: 13
Coding region: 175-1545 (456 amino acids)
Source: RefSeq, a predicted model, not a curated record
GCUCGAGAGCGUAGAAGAAGAGUAACUUCCGCCAGUGUCAGUGAACGUGAGCGAGCUCUCGGAUGGCGCUACACCAUCAAGUGGAAUUCGACCUGUGUCAUGUGCACUGAUCCGGUUUCUUCAGAGACACCCACAUCUACACCCUUUUAGAUUGAGAAGAAUGUUUUUUUGUCAAUGGGUCUGAGUCGGCUGGAUGUUCUGUAUAGAAGGCUUCUCCUUACUAAACUCUUUAUCCAAGGAUGGGGAAAGCCAGAGGACCUGAAACGAAUAUUUGAGUUCCGGAAGAUUAUUGGCAACAGAGAGAGAUGCAAGGAUCUGGUACAGAGGGACUACCCAGUAUUUAUUGACAAGGUAGAAGAUCAAACCGAUUGCAAAAUUCACAACGGUCAUUUCAUAUCGCCACUGGAGCACUUUGUCCCGGGCAUCUUGCCAGCUGAGUCAGUCAAAGCACGAUUCCAGUUUAUUGUACCUAAGAAAUGGAAAAGGCACAGACCAGUCUGUAUUCACCUGGCUGGAACAGGAGACCAUUUUUUCUGGAGAAGACGAACACUAAUGGCCAGACCAAUGAUUAAAGAAUCAGGCAUGGCAUCUCUACUGUUGGAGAAUCCUUAUUACGGAUACAGGAAACCUAAAGACCAGCUUCGCUCCAGUCUGAAGAACGUUUCAGACCUGUUUGUGAUGGGUGGAGCGCUGAUCUUGGAGUCUGCUGCGCUGUUACACUGGCUGGAGCGAGAGGGUUUCUGGCCUCUAGGCAUGACUGGCAUUUCUAUGGGUGGACAUAUGGCGUCAUUAGCUGUAACAAACUGGCCCAAACCAAUUCCACUCAUACCUUGUUUAUCCUGGACGACUGCUUCAAGUGUUUUUACCACAGGUGUUUUAAGUGGAGCUGUGAAUUGGAGAGAACUGGAAAAGCAGUAUGCGGCGCACACAGUCUAUGAGGAAGAGAUCAUCAGUAUGCUGGAGUAUUGUGGGACAGACUCUUUCCGGAUGGGCCAGGAAUUUGUAAAAAAUGCCCCGGGCAGCUUUGACAGUCUCUCUGACCUGGAUCUUACCCAUGACCUUCUUGACAUCCACUCGCCAGAAAGGGACCACCAGAUGGGGCUGUGCUCCUCUCGCGCCUCAGACUCUGCUCUACUGAUGGGCCGAAGAGAGAGGGACGGGCUGGAUCAGAUGCUGUCUGCUGUGAGCAGCAGCGGGCCUCAUUUGGACAUGCUACAUGCUAAAAACAUCACCUGGGGGCCUGGUCAGCGGCAGUCGCUGCAGCGGGAGUCUCUCUGCUUCAUGAAAGGCGUUAUGGACGAAUGCACACACAUCGCCAAUUUUUCAGUCCCUCUAGACCCCAGUCUGAUCAUUAUAGUCCAGGCAAAGGAAGACGCAUAUGUUCCACGCACUGGAGUUCGCAGUUUACAGGAAAUCUGGCCUGGCUGUGAGGUUCGCUAUCUCAAAGGAGGCCACAUCAGUGCCUAUCUCUUCAAACAAAGACUAUUUCGGCAAGCAAUUUAUGACGCCUAUGACCGGUUUCUUCAGAAGUAUUCCAGCUUAUAGCCAUGGGUUUUUUGGUACUCAGUACUGACAAGAAUUGUUGAUUUUGAAAUAUGAAGAUGGAGAACACUAAAUAUGAUGAAUGUGAUAUUUACAGAAGAAUGUGUAACUGGAACUAAACCUGGUGCUAGUAAAGGGAGUCAGUGUGCAGCAGGUGUAGUGACAGAAGUGUGUUCCUCUGUGUGGUACACCUCAAAACUCAGAGUGACCUGAAGGCAACUUCCAUGUGCUCAAUCCAUACAAUACCUUCUCUUCCUGACCUCACUGCCUUUAUUCAUGUACAUCUUCAUGCUUCACAGAACGAAACGAAGACGUGCCUCCGAACCAUAAUUCACCCACACAUCGAGGUGUCAGUAAAUCUCUUAAUGAAGCAGAUCUCUGAAAAUGUAGUGUUUUGAAUUGUAGGGCAAAUGAAUGAACUCGAUAUGCAUUUGAUCUUUUUGUUUCACCAACAUAGAAUAUCCUAAUUUUUUAGAGCAAAUGUUUCCUGUUUUUAUAAAAUAAUGCAUCCAAAAAUGGCCUUGUCAUGGGCAGGCUAUUGUUUUAAUCUUGCAGAUAUCUCAGAAAUAAAUAAUAAUAAUGUUUAACAAUUUCAGGUGAGUUGUUUGAGAACUGAUCAAGUCAUAUAUUUCUAGUACUUAAACCGGUCUUUAGCAAUGAUUGGUGCUCAUGAGACAUAAAUAUGACCACAAUUCAAAAUAAACAUUUUCUGUGAAAUGCAGUCUUAAAAAACAGUGCUGCAUGUAUUUCAACCCCUUAAAUUCGAAUCACUGCCAAAUACUACAGUAACCGCUAACAAUCCUAUUGUUUCAAUAGACUGAAAUGUUUUAUGUAUUACUGCUGUCAACUUGUGUGAUCUAUCAUGUUCAAUAUUCACUGUAUUCAUCAUGAGCCACUCAUACGUUUCUCCACUCUAAAAAUAAAAAGACAAUCCUAAAUA